Molecule: messenger RNA, 3306 nt
Organism: Australozyma saopauloensis
Lineage: Eukaryota; Fungi; Ascomycota; Pichiomycetes; Serinales; Metschnikowiaceae
Gene: MED16
Product: Med16p
Exons: 1
Coding region: 1-3306 (1101 amino acids)
Biological process (GO): positive regulation of DNA-templated transcription
Cellular component (GO): mediator complex
Source: RefSeq, a predicted model, not a curated record
AUGCCAACCACAGACACCAAAUUGGCCUUUCCACAGCCGUCUGCUUGUCUGCUUCGACCUUGUCAUCAGACCAUCCUGUGGUCCAAAAAUGGCAUCAUUUGCUAUGCUCUGCACGCAGAAACGGGGCCAAACUUGAACAUCACGUUUCUAGAGAAUACCGACGGCAAAAACUGGCAAUUGGCACCUUCGCAGGGUCUCACGAUCCGCCCGCUGGACGCACGCACGGCCCAGAAGUUGGUUUUGGUGCAAUGGAGCAACAUUUCGACGGAUUUGGCCGUUUUUGAUGAGUUGGGAAACUUCUACAUCUUGCUAGCCGGAGUGGGGCUUUUGAAGAAUAAGCGGCUGCUGAAGUCAGGCACACCAGGGACACAGUCUACGCCAAGCGCUGGAAAUGUAGCCACGGCGUCUAAGUGGGCUGUAAACGGCCCGAAUCUUGGUGCACCUACAGGCGGGAACAGUAGUACGAGUCUGGCCGGUAAAGAGACAAAUGGGACUUCAAAAGCUAGCACUCCUUUGAAGGGUUCAACUAAUUCGGCUCAGAGUGGCAAUGGGACUGGAACUGCCGAAAAAGAUAACGGUGUGCUUAAUAACAAAACUGAAGAACAGGAGGCGCCUUCGUAUGAGUUGACCUCGUACAACCACACGGAAAUGAUAUAUAGAGAUAUUCAGAGCGGCGCUAGUGGCCAGCCGCUUCAGGGACAAUGUGUAGCCUUCAAAUGGUUGAUGGUGGACAAACCGCAGAUAGUGAACAAGCCUGCCAAAUGGUCUGCCGAAAGCAACUCGUAUGUCUACAGCAUACAGCAGUAUAAGCUGCAGCUUCUAGCGCAUCCCAUUCCUACCAAACAGGCCUGUUUGGCUGUACGUCAGUCCGGUAUUGUCGAUUUGUACUACCAGGGAGAACACAAGGUGGAGUAUCAUAAGCUCAGCGUGGAUUUGGGCGCCGGACGAAUUGCGUCUCGAUUAAAUCUCACGCACGCCUCCAUUGGUUUCAGUGCCGACAAGAAAAUAAUCAUCACAGCGUUGGAUGUGGCUCUGAACCUCAUUCUCACGUACUCGCUUGCCCUUGACUGGGGAUUCCUCGUAGCUUCCGCGCUUCGCCAGAGCAAGGAUCCACACUAUCACACACCCAAAGAGGAGCAGACUCCGCCCUCGUUGGUAUCCACCCUUGUCCAUCAAAUGAAGCCUAGUGCCUCGAUGUGCGUUGGUGUCAGCGCCAGUGCUGAAAGCGAUUCUAGGGACGAUGCUAUGGACUUGGAUAUUUUUCCAAAUGCAGCAAAUGAACGCGACCGAUCUGCCUCCAUUGAGGCCAACCGACUUGUCCUGAUAGACAUUCUAUCUCCGUACCAUGCUCAAACAGCUACGCUCGAUGUGUUGAUCACAUACGAGCACAUUUCACUGGACCCAAAACAGAGCGUCUCAUUCAAAACACAGCGGUUCCAAUACAUGGACGUUUCUUCGACAGUACCGUCCUGCUUCUCGGCCGUUGGAGGUUCUGGAAAUGCUCAAACAGGCCAACUUUACUCGUUGGUUCUACAAGACGUGCUCAGCAUCCCUGGCCGCUUUCAGUCACUUUCUCUUGCCCUUUCGGAGUCUAUUAUUCUCUUCGCACUUGAAAGCGGUGACUUCGUGCCGAUCUCGCGCUCUACUUGGAAGUCUUUGGGUAACUCGACAGAGGUCAAAAAGGAAGAGAUUCAAACACCAAGCACGAAAACAGUUGACACGCUUGCUACUCUUUUUGAUUGCGGCUUCUGCUUCCCCACUCUUCUGUGCGAAGAUAGACACUUUGCGUACGCAGUGUCUCCCAACAUGACUAGUGUUGUCUACUUCCAGCCCAGUUGCAGAGACUCGUUAUCCUUGGCUGUGCUUAGGAAGACGUCGCGCAUCGAAGAGCAUCAAUUGGCUAGUAUAGGCUUCGCUCACACUCAUGCUCAUGCAUGUUACUCCAAUGCUUGUUCAGAUGAUUUGAUGGUGCUAAUCAAAACCGAGUACGACAAGAUACAAUCCAAGGAGCAGCAGCAUAGCUUCCUCGAAAAACUCAACACAGAGGCACAUUGUGCAAUUAACUUCCAUCUCAGCUCUUUCGGGAAAGAAUCCGUGGAUAAGCUUCUUUCCAACCCUCCACUACAGAAGCUUCUUUCAUUGCAGCUUGCGCUAAGCGACUUGGCUGACAACAAGAAGACGCGCGACAUUGCAUGGGUAGUACUCAAUUUGCGGUUUACGAGCUUUGGAAUCAUGUUCACUCUCUCGAGUAUCUAUCGUCAAAUGUCCAAGAAGAAAUCCGUCGAGGACACCCUAGAAGACUCCAUCCAUCGCGCCGAAUGCGUGUAUCUGUUGGUUGGUAACGUUAAAUGGCUCAUCGACUUCAUUGUUUAUCUCAACCAGGAGUUGGCGCAGCUUCUGUUGUCAAAGCAAGACCGUGAGCAUUCGUUGGUUACUGUAGAAAACUCCAUUGCGCUUCCCAUAAUAUUGAGCAAAAUUCCGCGUCUUUUCCUCAUGUAUGCGCUUUCAUCCAUUGGGAAAACGCAUGAAAUCUUGAAGAAGCUCCACAAAGACUUGAGUGAACACAACAAGCUCUUCACUCCGAUGAAAGAGGCUUUGGAUCGCUUCUUGGGUGCAUGUUCGUCUCUGCCAUGGAAAGUUUCUAAUUUCGAGAGCUUUCUUCGCGAAUGUGAGGGACACAUCUCUAAGGAGUUAGCGCCUAAGCUGGCAGACCGUGCUCUACUGCUCCGAAUGGAACAGGAUUUGUUUUGUCGCGGCAAGAUCCCGGCUGAGUACGUUAUGAUGGCAAAUGCGGUCAUCGAGCGCCAUGGUCACAGCAUCUCGCGUGAUACCAAGCUUUCCGAGCUCUUCUUCUACGAUACCUCUUGGAUAGCUGUUGGCGCUGCAUGUUACAGAAACGGGAAUGAAUCAGAGAAUACGCCAGCAACAAACCCGGCUCCAAACUAUCCUAAAGGCGCAAUUCAUGAGCCAAUGGACGUUGACGAUGGAUCGUCCAGACCUCGCAAGAUCGCCAAAAAGAUGGUGGGUACUCUUAUUCGUCAACCCUAUUCAAAGCAUGAGGCAGUCGAUGCUUUGCGCAAGAUAUUCAUCUCCUGCUCGUCGCCCGUCUUCUCUGGCGGCCCUUCACAGAUGGGCCGUGGAUACAUAUCUGCUGACAAGGUGCGCAAAUGUGUCAGAUGUCGCUCGGUAUCCUUAGUGGCAGAUCCAUUGGUGUUUGAUACGCCCCAUGUGAUUGCGCUUUGGACGAUGGUAUUUCAAAGAACAUGCAUCUGCGGAAGCGCAUGGGUUAAUUGUAUAUACACUUAG